AGAUACAUUUGAGCUUUCUGUUUCUCCGUGUGUGUCUUUUUCAGUAGUAGCAGCUGUUCAUGCCAUUUCAGUAACAGGACCUUCAAAGGCAGUGGAAGCAAGAAAAGGACAGAGUGCCACCCUGCCAUGUACCUUUGAAAGUUCCUUUACUAAAGAGAAAUCAGAUUUUGUCUCUUGGCGGGGAAUAUCCCUGGGAAGCAAAUAUCAGGAAGAAUUUGCUAGGAGGACGUUUAAUGGUAUUGAAAACUUUACGCCAUCUUACAAAGGUCGUUUAAGCUUCUCUACCAAUUUAGAAAAUGGUGAUGCUGGAAUUACCCUUGAUCCGGUGACCAUGGAUGACAAUGGAACCUAUGAAUGCACAGUUCAGAUGAUGAAUGAUUUCCCCUCUCGAAGUGUCCAAAUAGAACUUUUGGUCCUUGUGUCUCCAUCCAAGACAGUGUGCAAAAUUGAUGGGACCCCAGAAUAUGGUCGAAAUAUUAACCUGACUUGCCAUUCUGCUGAAGGAUCCCCGGAGCCUCAAUAUACCUGGCAAAGUUACGAUUCACAGAACCAGAGCCGGCCACUUCAAGGAACAACCACAGGAGGAGGAGUCCUAAUGCUGAACAACAUCUCUGCAGACACCACUGGAUACUUUAUCUGCCUUUCCAAAAACACUGUUGGGGAGGAUAAAUGCAACAUCACGGUUGCUGUUCGUCCUCCAUCCAUGAACUUUGCUCUUUAUGCUGGAAUCAUUGGUGGGGUCCUUGCUGCUAUCAUUAUCAUAAGUGUCUUGAUUUAUUGUUGCUGCUGCAGGGAAUCAAAGAAUAAGGACUAUGAGGCAACGGAGACAGAAAAUAAGUUCCAACCUCAACAUGAGAGUAUUCGAAUCCGGGGACCCUCCAGAGAAGAGAUUCAGGAUGAAGAAGAGGAAAGGCCACACAUGUGAUUUGCGUUCCAGUUGUCUGGAAGCAAGCUCUUCCAAGAAAGGAAGAAAGGAAGAAAGGAAGGAAGGAAAAGUUGAUAUAUAGUGAAUAUUACUUUUUUAUAUGACUAAUGGGACUUUAAUAUAUGCAUUGGGACUGGGGUGAGGGUAGAGGAGGAGUAACCAUUAAAAAAUAGAGAAGAAGGAGGAAGAGGAGGAGGAGGAAGCACAAAGCUGAGUAAGAAAAGCUGAAAUAAAAGGUACACCAGUUCCCAUCUGCUCAUCUGCUCACUAGAAAUAGAAAAAAAAAAUCCUCUGUAACUGUUAUCCUGCAUCAUGGAUUCUAUGCAAAUUCUACAUGCAGCAGAUGAGAAUUCUUGAACACUGACAUCUUCUGCCAUAUUUGGAAAACAGAAGCAAAAUUAAACCCAUCUCAGUUUCUACUGAAUAUUUUUCCUGGGAUAUAAGGCAAAUAUAUAAAUUCUAUGACCUCACUGAUGAUUAAUUUAUUAUGCAACAUUUAUGCACUUAAUACUCAUUUGGUGGACAGGGGGCAGAUCAUAGUAGAUCUAUUAAGAGGACGCUUUCCCUCCCUAAUAUUCUAAUGAUGACGUCUAUGACUGGAAAGAUGCUGAUUUCCCCUGCCAUUAUUACUUUUGCUAUAUUUCACUACAUAACUGUCACAGGUAUCCAUUGAGCAAUAUGUGCCUCCAACUGCCUCCAUUAUUUUUUUUUUUUUUUUUUUUAAAUAGCUAUGCACUCUUCUAGUGCACUAAUACAAGCAACCACACAGCACUUGUUUAGAAAGGAAACUGUAGAUGCCUCUCCUGCUAUUCAGAAAUGUUUAAUUUUCUUUUUGUUUUUGUUUGUAAUUGCUUGCUGCUGGCAUUGCAUCAGGACUAGUGCAAUUAUGUUGCUAACAAUGUUUUUUUUUAAAAAGAAAUCAUAUGAAAAGAAACUUAAUUGCAGCUGGCUACAGAGCUCUGAAUAUAUGGUUUAUUAAUAAUUCUUCUAUGUAAUUUGCUAUGUUUAUUUUGGAAGUUGCAAUACUUUUUUAAAAAUUAAAAUGAGAUAUUUCAAUACUGCUAAGCGCUGCUGGCCACAGAACAGCCAAAUGGGAACAAAGUGCCUCGCCUAAUUAUUGCAUCAUCAUCUUUAUUUUGUUAGAGUGCAGGAUUCAGUGAAUAUUUUUUAUGGCACCAAAACUCUCACCAUGAAAGCAUGUAUGUUCAUCAGUGAUACCUUGUCUAAAAGGAAAAUAUUUAAAAAUGUAUGCAGUCUUUCAGAAUUAAUAUUCAAAUUAUGUUUGAAUGUUCCAUUCCCUUUUUCAGCUUGCUUUGCACUGAAAUACAAUUAAAAUAAUUUUGUUAGCCAAGCAGAAAGUUUACAGUCCCACUUUUAGGGGUAGAAAGAAUAGCAGGGCACUAGUGCUCAUAUGGCACUUCAAAUUACUUGAUGCCAUGAGACUGAAAUAGCAGCCAGAUACCAGCUGGAGUCAAUGCAACAGGCAGUUUUAAAGUUGGCAUAGUACCAUCCACUUCCUAUUAAUUCAAAAUUGAUCUUUUUCUCUCUGUCUACACAGCCCAUACAUGGGUUCCUGCAGGAGAACUGGCAAUUUUUUGCCCAUUUGGUUUGUCUGAGAUAUAAUAGGAACAGCCUCCUUUUCCUGUAUAUUCUCACAUACUGCUCUGAUAAAUGAAGGUUUUCCUAUGCUUGAGCCUCCCUUAGUCCUAUCGUCCCAAAUCUCUCUCUUCAGGCCCCUCCUCCCUCUGAAAUAUAAAUUGGAAGGAAGUGCCCUGAGUUGUCAUGCUUUCAGCAAUGGUUCUGCUAUCCAAUCAUCACAGAGGUAAUAUAUAGUCAUCAUGAUGAGGAGCUACUGAUUUCCUUAUUCCCAUAAAGUAUGUCCAGCAACAUGCAAAAAUGUAGAAUCAAGCUUACAAGCACUGUAUUCACUGUUUUUAAAAUUUUAACAUCCUUUUGUUCUAUUGUUUUCAUGAACAAAGGAUUAAAAAAUAUGGAGAGUGUAUCAAGUAAACCUCAAAAAAUGAUUCACCAAGAUAUUUUCUCAGACGUUCAGAGCAAGAAGCUCAUCUCUCCUUUUAAGAGAAACUAAAUAUAGCACAAGGAAAACUCUCAGUGUCUAUACCUUAAUAAUAGCCCAGAUUUCAUCUCCCCUAUUGUCACAAUAAUCUGCAGGGCAGACAGUGGUGGGAUAAUCCAAGACACAGGGAAAAUAAGGGGCUGGCUGAAUAGCACUGCAUUACAUUACCGGAUCAGCAGUUAACAUUGUUCUUCCCCUGAAAUAGACUUGUGUCAGGAGUGGAAUAUGUGGUGGGUGGAACUCCCAGCCUUCCUCCAGCUCACUGACCUGUUACCUGAGCUAUUUUUGGACAGACUUUUACCAGUCUUACAGAACACUGAUAGGCAAUUUUACAGUUCUUCCUGUCAAUUGGGCUGAAGAGGAAAUUGGCAGAACUCGUCAAGUUCUCCUCAGCUCUCAAUUAUCCCAAACUGGUGUGUGUUGCAAAGGAACAUUGGCAGCAAGUGGCUGUAGCUCCUGGAAGUAUGGACUACACAAAAUGUGUUAAAGUAGGCAAAGUGACACUGGCUCACUGCAUUUACAUGGCACUGGCUCAUUGCCUUUGUAGAAUGAGAGGCAGGGACAAGCAUGUGAAAGCAGUUACCACAUUAUUUGUUCACACUACCUAAAACUCUUUGGUAUUCACCAGUACAGAACUGGUGGUCCAAAGCAUUGGUGUUCUCAGGUAAAGCCAAGACCCAAGAAUGAUCAUGUUUACAUGGCAAGGUUCCUUCUGAAAAGGGACAGUCUGGUGGCCCAAGACAAAAUGCUUAUAGAGGGCAGCUAUCAAUGACUGGAAGGGAGGAGGCAUAUCCCCAACCUCAUAGCCUAGCCAAGGAGUUGGGGCAUUGCAUGCCAAAAAAUGAAAUGCCACAAACAGACCACAUAAACUGUGCCAGCAGAAGUUGGAAAAUAUCAUGUUUGAUUCAGAGCAAGGAAAGGCGGGUGAAAACUGCUGCCCUAGUGGGCUGCUGGAGGAUGACUUUAUGAGUCCUCAACAAAUGGCUAGUGGGUAUCUUUGUGCUGGGGCAAGGAGGAUCUGUGGAUGAAGUUGAAGUGGCUGUAUUAUAUCUGUAGCAUCUGAAAUGUAAUUUGUAUAUUUCUAUAAUUAAUACAUUAGAAUGACCUACCAGGUAGAAAAGAAAUUCUGAUACUUAAGGCAGAAUAUAACAUUAUUAAGCAAAUAAAUGGCAUGAUUUGCACAAUGAAAGAAUUAAAUCCUUGGCAAUGCUCUGUCAAUCAUGAGUAGAACACACAACUUCUUUUAGGAGAAAUCUGACUUUUGUUGCACUCAGUAGUGGUUUACCCCAACCUUUUCAUUUGCGUGCAAUCCAGAUCUGGCAAUGGAGCUUCUCUUUUCUGGAAGGCCUGGAAUGCAGAUUCAUCUGUCAUGAUGAGUAUAGGUAGCCACCAAUGUAUUACAAACCAAUUCUCUAGAUUUGCAGUUGAGAAAGGAUAAUAAAAUCAGAUUGCCAUUUCAAAUUACUUGUAUUUUUCCUAGUCCAUGGCAGCUUGUAGGAAUGCAGUUUGAUUUUUGGAACAAUGCAGCCUCCAAUGAGAUCCAAUUAACCUGGUUAUAGUAUCAUCUCUAGUCAUGCUCCCAUUUCAGAUUGCCUUUAAACAAUGGCCGAAAACUACAUUUGAAGCUCAUCAGAUCUGCAGAAAUGUAGAUUUAAAAAUAAAUUGUAUGGUUUUUCACGGUCAUGCAACCAUGUAAGUGUGCUGUGAAAAUAGUUUUAAAAAUGGUGGAAUUAUAGAACCAUAAAAUUGGAAGGGGCCAUUUAGGCCAUUGAGCUCAACCUCCUGCUCAGUGCAGGAAUCCAGUUAAAGAUCCCACACAGAUGAUUGUCUAGCCUCCUCCUGAACACAUCCCACCAUUCUCUCUCAGGAAAUGAUACCACUGUUGUUCUUACUAUUAGGAAAAUUUUCAUAAUAUUCAAUCAGAAACCACCUUCCUGUAAUUUAAAUCCAUUUUUACAUGUCCUGAACACUGUAAUGAAAGGAAAAUCUUGACCUUCUUAUAUGUGACAUCCAUAUGGGUAUUUGAAAAGUGUUAUCAUCCAUAUCCUUCCAAGAGUCAUUUUUUUCUUAAGGCUAAACAUAACCAACUUCUUCUGUCUUUAGAGGGCUUAGUUUGUCUCUUGAUCAUUUUCAUGGCUGUUCUCUGAAUCCUUCUUAAAGUGCAGUGUCAGUUAUUUUCAAGGUGCUUAUAAAUCAAUCUCUUUAUAUUUAGAUUCUUCCCAGGUAUCAACAUCACACUGACUGACUAUAGUCUGCUGAAGCCGCCUUCUUCCCCUUUUUGAAAAUAGAAAUGCUUGCUUUCCUAUCCAGACAUCUGCCACCUGUUUUCCAAUUUUUUUUUAAGAUAAUAUAUGGGUUGGACCAGACCAUCAGCCAGUCCCUUCAGUACUCUAGGAUCCAAUUUACAGUAUGUAGUUCUGACAGUUUAAACUCAAAGUACACAUUCCCUUGCUAUGUUUCUAUCAGUCUCAGGCUGAAUUCUGUCUUUCCAUUCUGCCUAUCACGCUUUUCUGGGUGUUUUGGGGGGGGGGGGGAGGUAUGGAGAGGAUU
Molecule: messenger RNA, 5552 nt
Organism: Python bivittatus (Burmese python)
Lineage: Eukaryota; Metazoa; Chordata; Lepidosauria; Squamata; Pythonidae
Source: RefSeq, a predicted model, not a curated record